Messenger RNA from Trichechus manatus latirostris (Florida manatee), 1860 nucleotides. It is a transcript of the gene FASTK, whose product is annotated as Fas activated serine/threonine kinase. The transcript is spliced from 10 exons. Gene Ontology annotation, biological process: regulation of mitochondrial mRNA stability; mitochondrial RNA processing. Bases 113 to 1762 code for a protein of 549 amino acids. Gene Ontology annotation, molecular function: RNA binding. The record is from RefSeq and is a predicted model, not a curated record. NCBI's taxonomy places the organism in Eukaryota, Metazoa, Chordata, Mammalia, Sirenia, Trichechidae. Gene Ontology annotation, cellular component: ribonucleoprotein granule; mitochondrial matrix.
CGCAGGGCCCGACGGGAGCCACGUCUCUGCGGUUUGAGGACCUAGCUGGGAUUGGCGACCGGGGCGGCGGUGCUGGGGCUGCUGGGAAGAUGGCGGACUCGGCGGCCCGCCGAUGAGGAGGCCGCGGGGGGAGCCCGGCUCCUGGGCCCCGAGACCGACUGAGGGAGCGAUCUGCACGGGGCCUGGGGAGCCAUGGUCUCCAUCACCCAACUCCAUGCUUCGAGUCCUGCUUUCUGCCCAGGCCUCCUCUGCUCGGCUGUCUGGCCUGCUGCUGCUCCCACCAGUACAGCCCUGCUGUCUGGGGCCCAGCAAAUGGGGGGACCGGCCCUCUGGAGGAGGUCCCCAUAUGGGUCCUGUGCAGGGACUGCAGCGGCUUUUGGAACAGGCGAGGAGCCCUGGGGAGCUACUGCGCUGGCUGGGCCAGAACCCCACCAAGGUGCGAGCCCACCAUUACCCUGUGGCCCUUCGUCGUCUGGGCCAGCUCUUGGGGUCUCAGCCACGGCCCCCUCCUGUGGAGCAGGUCACACUGCAGGACUUGAGUCAGCUCAUCAUCCGAAACUGCCCCUCCUUUGACAUUCACACCAUCCAUGUGUGUCUGCACCUUGCAGUCUUACUUGGCUUUCCGUCAGAUGGGCCCUUGGUGAGUGCCCUGGAGCAGGAGCGAAGGUUCCGCCUCCCCCCGAAGCCACCUCCCCCUCUGCAGCCCGUCUUUCGUGGUGGGCAGAGGUUGGAAGCUGCUCUGAGCUGCCCCCAUUUCCUGCGGCAUCCUCGGCAGCAUCUGAUCCGCAGCCUGGCAGAGGCAAGGCCAGAGGAACUAACUCCUCACGUAAUGGUGCUCCUGGCCCAGCACCUGGCCCGGCACCGGUUGCGGGAGCCCCAGCUUCUGGAAGCCAUUGCCCACUUCCUGGUGGUCCAGGAAGCCCAGCUCAACAGCAAGGUGGUACAGAAGUUGGUCCUGCCCUUUGGGCGGCUGAACUACUUGCCUCUGGAACAGCAGUUUAUGCCCUGUCUUGAGAGGAUCCUGGCUCGGGAAGCAGGGGUGGCACCCUUGGCCACUGUCAACAUCUUGAUGUCACUGUGCCAGCUGCGGUGCCUACCCUUCAGAGCCCUGCACUUUGUCUUCUCACCGGGUUUCAUCAACCACAUCAGUGGCACACCUCAUGCUCUGAUUGUGCGUCGCUACCUCUCCCUGCUCGACACAGCUGUGGAGCUGGAGCUCCCAGGAUACCGGGGUCCCCGCCUCCCCCGGAGGCAGCAAGUGCCCAUCUUCCCCCAGCCGCUCAUCACCGACCGUGCCCGCUGCAAGUACAGUCACAAGGACAUAGUAGCCGAGGGGCUGCGCCAGCUGCUGGGGGAGGAGAAGUACCGCCAGGACCUGACUGUGCCUCCAGGCUACUGCACAGACUUCCUGCUGUGUGUAAGCAGUAACGGUGCUGUGCUUCCUGUGAGGACCCAGGACCCCUUCUUACCAUACCCACCAAGGUCCUGUCCUCAAGGCCAGGCUGCCUGGAACCCUACUACCCAAGACCCUACCCAAAGGGUGGUGCUGAUGCUGCGGGAGCGCUGGCAUUUCUGCCGAGAUGGCAGGGUGCUGCUGGGCUCGCGGGCCCUGAGGGAACGGCACCUUGGCCUGAUGGGCUACCAGCUCCUGCCGCUGCCCUUUGAGGAACUGGAGUCACAGAGAGGCCUGCCCCAGCUGAAGAGCUACCUGAGGCAGAAGCUCCAGGCCUUGGGCCUCCGCUGGGGGCCUGAAGGGGGGUGAGGGGAAGCACAGUGGGUUAAGAUGGCCCCCCCAUGGGGGGCAGACAGUUUGCACUUUGGCUCCCAUUUUGGUUCUCAUUAAAGGCCCUUUCCUUCCCC